AUGCUGGGCAAGUUCGUGACACCAAAGUGCGUCCCAGGCGAUGCAGCGUCCGUGGAGAGGAAACUUCACCUACACCUUAACAAGGUGCGGGAAUCAACACGGGGAGUCGCAGUCACCGAUGAAGCUGAAGACGGUACCCCAGCGCUAAGGAAAACCUCUAUUAUAGAUAGGGAGUUGCUACGGCUUAGAGUUGAUAUAGCUGCGUUACAAGAGACCCGUCUUGCCGAUGAGGGCAGUCUUCGUGAGAAUAAUUAUACCUUUUUCUGGAAAGGGAAGGACACCGGCGAGAGACGUGAACAUGGCGUUGGAUUUGCUGUCAAGAACUCUCUUCUUAGCUGCAUUGACCCUCCUACUGGUGUUUCGGAACGAAUAAUGGUAUUAAAAUUGCAGUCCACUUCUGGUUCUGUCACUGUUGUAUCCGCUUAUGCACCAACUUUGAAGACCGAACCUGAAAUCAAGGAUAACUUCUAUGAGGCUUUACGCUGCUGCCUCGAUAAUGUCCGCACUUCUGACAAGCUUUUAUUACUGGGUGACUUUAAUGCCAGAAUUGGAAACAACGCUGUUGACUGGCCAGAAUGUAUGGGUCAUCAGGGAGUUGGACAUCUAAACGAUAACGGGCAACGAUUAUUGGAGUUAUGUGCAUCUCACUCUCUGUGUAUUACUAACACCUACUUUAAGAAUAAACUUAUCCAUAAAGUGUCUUGGAAACACCCGCGCUCAGGACAUUGGCACCAACUUGAUCAUAUAAUUACUCGUAGGAGGGACUUGUGUGACAUCUUGAACUCUCGCACAUACCAUAGUGCAAUCUGCGAUACGGAUCAUUCCAUGGUCAUGGCUAAGACUCGUCUUUUGCCUAAGAAAAUUCAUUCAGCCAAGACGAAUUGCCGCAAGUUAUACCUCAACACAAGGGCUAUGCUGGAUAAGGAUUUGUGUGCCCAAUUUUCGGUAGAAGUCCAGGAUAAAGUAAGUACGGAUACCAUUGAUGACUCUGCGUCUGCAGAAGAAGCUUGGUUGUCGAUAAAGAAUGUGAUAACUGAUGCCGCUUUACGAGUGUUUGGCAAAAAAGGCAAGGACGAUGUGGAUUGGUUUUCUGAGAAUGAAAGCGUCUUGCGUCCACUUAUUGAAAAGAAAAGAGCUUCUCAUAUUUGUCUUUUGAAUGAUCCAGAAAACCAUGUAAAACAAACAGCAUAUAAGUCAGCAAAAUCUGAACUGCAACGCAUCAGUCGCCACUGUGCAAAUGUGUUCUGGGUCAGCCUCUGCGAAAGAAUUCAGCACUGUCGGGAUAUUGGAGACUUCAGAGGGAUGUAUCAGGGCAUAAAAUGUGCCACAGGGCCAACGUGUAGGAAACGUGCUGCCAUAAAGGACAGCGAAGGACAUCCUAUCACCAAUAGAGAGGACGGGAAGCUGUUUAAUAUCAGUCUACUGAAAUCCAAAAAGAAUCGUCUGGAAAUACUUACCCGUGAGCUCCUGUACGCUGAUGAUGCUGCACUUGUCGCUAACAGUGAGGAAGAUCUGCAGGAACUUGUUACAAGGUUCGAACAAGCUUGUCGUCAGUUUUCAAUGAGCGUAAACACAAAGAAAACCGUUGUCAUGGCGCAAGGUGUUGUUCGCCCUCCAUCCAUAACGCUCAACAACUCUGCUCUUCAAGUCGUGGACCUAUUUUGCUACCUCGGCUCUACUACAACGUCGGCGUUAUCAAAUGACAAGGAACUGGAGACUCGUAUUGGCAGAGCAUCCACGACAUUUGGAAAGCUUUACUCACGCGUAUGGAGAAACGAAAAGCUGUCUAUUAACACCAAAGUCCUUGUGUAUCAGACCUGUGUUUUAAGUGUUCUUCUAUACGCAUCGGAGACCCUUACAACAUAUGCCAAACAUGAGCGGAAACUAAAUGCUUUCCAUAUGCGUUGCCUCAGAUCUAUAUUGGGAGUCACUUGGAGGGACCAUAUGAGCAAUCAAACUGUGCUAUCUAAAACGCAUUGUUCCUCUAUAACAGCGAUCCUAAAGCAAAGAAGGCUCACCUGGCUUGGCCAUGUACAUAGAAUGGACGCUUCCAGACUCCCACGUCAAGUCAUGUUGGGCCAAAUCGCAAACGCUAGGAGGCCGGUUGGACGCCCUAAGCUAAGAUUCAAGGACUGCUGCAAGAGGGACUUGAUCUGCUUCGAUAUUCAUCCUCACAAUUGGGAAUCUCAGGCUGAAAUGAGACCAGAGUGGCGUCGAGAUCUCAAAACGGGUGUAGACAAGCAUGACAAGGACUGGUUAGAGAACCUUAGGCAGAAAAGACUCCGCGCUGCUAGACCUCCUCCCUUGGACUCUCGUCAUGUUUGUGAUUGCUGUGGCAGAAGAUGCCGCUCUGGUAUUGGACUCUUCAGUCAUCGCAGACGUUGCAAUCAACCUCCCCGCAACACCUGA
Messenger RNA from Cydia pomonella (codling moth), 2409 nucleotides. RefSeq lists its product as uncharacterized. The record is from RefSeq and is a predicted model, not a curated record. The transcript is spliced from 3 exons. NCBI's taxonomy places the organism in Eukaryota, Metazoa, Arthropoda, Insecta, Lepidoptera, Tortricidae. Gene Ontology annotation, molecular function: catalytic activity. Bases 1 to 2409 code for a protein of 802 amino acids.